Messenger RNA from Leptinotarsa decemlineata (Colorado potato beetle), 1549 nucleotides. RefSeq lists its product as uncharacterized. Lineage: Eukaryota; Metazoa; Arthropoda; Insecta; Coleoptera; Chrysomelidae. The record is from RefSeq and is a predicted model, not a curated record.
CGUUUUCUCUUGACAGUUGUGGAAAUAGGACCGGGUAACAGGCAACAGUGUUUAAUUGUUUUGAUAAAUUGACAUUUUGAUGAACGUGGGAUGGAUGAACUACUUACGAAGAAAUAGAGCCCAAAAACAAAAAUUUCAAAUAUUUUUGAUGUUUCAAUUAAAAUGAGAAAUACUAAAAUUUUUGACAAUGGAGAAAAAUUAUAUUGAUUUCAAGUCCUGUACAAAACAAGAAGAUAAUGAAAUGGAUAACGCACACGAAACAGGCGAAGAAGGUGUUAAACCUGAACUAAUAUACCUUAACCAAAAAGGAGAAGUGAUUGAAGAGAAAACAUAUGACUAUAAAGAUUUGUCACCUUUAGAACCUUUAGUGGAAUAUGUGUAUGAGGACUGUAGUAAAAGCCCGCAGGUGAAACUCGGGGAUAGCUUUCAAGAAUGUUCUGCUCAAGAUUAUGUCGAAACAGAGGUUUCUCCGGAAGGACUGGUACUACAAACUAUUGCCCAGGUAGAUGGGACAGAAAUCGAGAGCAUUGAACACUCUGAACCACCUUUAAAUUCUGAAGUAAAUGCUUUUAGAAUUGAACCAAUGAUGCCAUUUUUUCUUACCUCACCAAUUGUAACUAUAAUGAAUGAAAAUAAUGAAAUUGGGGAAACUAUCAUUCUACAGAUCGAAGGUGAAAAAUUAGAGGAACAAGAGGACAGUCAAGAUGAAAGUUCCAUUCAUAACGAAAAUUCUGUUGCUUCAUUACAGUUAAAUCUCUGUUGUAGUCAAGACAAUUUAGUUAUAAAUACAUAUACUUGUGAAGCCUGUCAGAUGCAGUAUGGUUGUCUCAAUUGUUUAAAAUCUCAUUAUGAAACAAUGCACAUUGCAAGAAGUUAUGUUGCACAGUACAAAUGUAAAUACUCUAUGCAAAUUAGCAAGUACUUGUAUUGCCCUGUUUGUGAAUUGGUAUUUGACAAUAGAAGUGAUACUAUGGAUCAUUAUAUAACGCAUGCAGUAGCUUGCGACAUUUGUGGCUCUGGAUUUGAUAGACGACAGUACCUGACAGAACAUCUCAAAUCUGCUCAUAAUAAGGGUGAUUUCAAUGCUUUCUAUGAAUGUGAAUUAUGCAAGCAAGUGUUCCAGUAUGGGGGCAGUCUGAGCAAACAUUAUCAGGUUUUCCAUAAGAUGGUACUGUGCGUAAUAUGCAAAAUGAAGUUUGAAAAUUCAAAAGACCUCCAAGACCAUGAAAAAGAGCAUUCAGAAAAAUUUAAUAUCUUACCAUUUGCAUGUAGCAAAUGUGAUAAGGCUUUUUCUGAUAUCUCAGACAUAGCUGUUCAUAUAAGACAAGACCAUAGCCAUAAAAGGGAAGUGGUGGAAAAUUUUGGUUCCAUCCAUAAAAAAGUCAUAGAUGAUCAGCAGAGACCAAAUAAGAGAGUGAAAGUGAAAAGACUGAAAUCGGAAUUUUUGUAAUUAUCAAUUUCGUUAUGUAUAAUAAUUAUUUAAGUAUGUUUAAUUAGUCAUCUUGGUACAAUAGCGGGAAAUAUUUUUUUCAUUAAAUUUUGAUCAAUC